AUGACUCGAAAAGCAGCCUUCAUCACGGGCGGAGCCUCCGGCAUGGGCCUCGCAGUCGCGGAAGCUCUCUCCGCCCGCGACGAAUGGGACCUCCACAUCGUCGACCUGAACGCCUCAGCAGGUCUCAAAGCUGUAUCUACCCUCAAGAACGCACACUUCCACCAAACAGAUGUCACGUCCUACGAAUCUCUGACAGCAGCGUUCGAGGCCGCGUUCAAAGCGUCCGGACGCCUGGACUUCGUGUACGCGAACGCGGGGAUCGUCGAGAGGGAUAAUUUCUACGAGAAGCAUGACUUGUCGAAGCCGCCGCCGGAGCCGAAUCAGUUAAGCGUCGAUAUCAAUUACAAGUCUGUCGUGAACACGACUUGGCUUGCGUUGCAUUAUUUCAGGAAGAGUGAGAAGACCGACUACAAGCCGCUCCUAAUUAUGACAGCAAGUUGUGGUGGACUUUAUCCCUCUGAAUUCUGUCCAAUGUACUCGGGAUCAAAAGCUGCCGUGAUCCAUUUCAACCGUGCCAUCUCUUUCGCGUUCAGACAGGAGGGGAUCCGAACGUAUGCGACGGCACCUGGAACCAUUCGAACGAAUCUAAUGAACUCUGAUGAAUGGAAAUCGUUCCCUGAGCAGUUCUUCACUCCCAUGAAAACGCUCGUGAGGGGAGUGUUGCUUUUGGUGGAUGGAGGCGAUCUCGAAGACUCGAACGGGAGAAAGGUGGCAGAAGAGGAUGCCUAUGGUCUAACGGUAGAGGUAAAUGGCGAUAAUAUCUAUUUUAGAGACCAGGCGGCGUUCAGUGAUAAGAACAUGGAGGAUAUGAUGAAGUUUACGAGUAUGAAGAACCAACUCGCCAGGAUCGAGAAGACGAAAUCAGAGCAGAAUGAAGUCAAUGGAGCAUAGAAUUUGUAUGAUUGGGU
Molecule: messenger RNA, 908 nt
Organism: Aaosphaeria arxii CBS 175.79
Lineage: Eukaryota; Fungi; Ascomycota; Dothideomycetes; Pleosporales
Product: NAD(P)-binding protein
Exons: 2
Coding region: 1-891 (296 amino acids)
Cellular component (GO): cytoplasm
Molecular function (GO): oxidoreductase activity, acting on the CH-OH group of donors, NAD or NADP as acceptor
Source: RefSeq, a predicted model, not a curated record